Molecule: messenger RNA, 2514 nt
Organism: Chaetomium globosum CBS 148.51
Lineage: Eukaryota; Fungi; Ascomycota; Sordariomycetes; Sordariales; Chaetomiaceae
Exons: 4
Coding region: 1-2514 (837 amino acids)
Source: RefSeq, a predicted model, not a curated record
AUGGCCGCCCUCGACCAGAUGGACUACCUAAUGCACCAGCCUGAUACGGCAGGCUCGACCCAAGGCUCAACUUUUCACGGGCUGCCGCAGCAUCAGGGGUACCCGUAUUUCUGCAAUCAGCAACAACACCACGGGCCAGGCCUUCCCCCUCCGCACUUUGCCCCGGGAUUCCACCCUAUGGCGCACCAACUGCCGCACUUGUCCCAGCUGUCACACACAGGGCACCCCUCCUCUGAUGCGGGCCCUCAGAACCGAGCAUUUCACUCGUCACCAGUGGGCGGAAACCACGGGCAGGAGCAGCAGCAGCACCAACAACAGCAGCAGCAGCACCAACAACAACAGCAGCAGCAGCAGCAGCAGCAGCAAACCCAUCCGGGCCCGGGCCCUCAAACGCAGCCUCAGUCUCAGCCUCCUUCAGCUCAACCACAAACACAAUCGCAAUCACAGCCGCAGCAGCAACUUCCACCUAUUCAACCACCUACCCUCCCCUACCCGCAACCCUAUGCACCCUCACACUCACACUCACAAUCCCACUCGCAUCUCUCACAUCACUCCUCCCACUACGACCCGGUGCACGCCGCCAGCGCUGCGUGGUUACAAAAUCAGAACAACCAGCAGGAUCGGUGGCUCACUCGGAAUCGGUUGCUGGCUCAGCAUACCUUUUUUGUGAACCAAUUCGACACCCAGACCGCCCAAUUCCCGCAGUCUAGGCCACCAACCACCGAUUCACAUUUUGGCGGUUCCGGGAGCGGGUCUGGUGUUGUGCAACCUCUCUCAAACCCAAACCAGCAAUUCUCUCCUUAUUACGAACCCUACCCGCCCUUCAACUACUCGGCAUUUCAUCGCCCUGCAACCUACCAGCGUUCCUCAGUAUCCCUACCCACCCCUCCGCAACUCUCCAACGACCAACCGAACAGACAGGACCACGCGGAUGAGAACCACCAGCCAAGCCAGCAUAGUCAAGCCCUCGACUCACACACCACGCCCGUUGCCAUGAGUUCCGAUCCAGGUGCGCCUCCUCCAGACAGGCGCGGCUUCACAUUGCCGGCUUUGAAUCCGAACUCGAACUCGAACCAACCUCCAUCUGGCCCGCAGUCAAAUUCUCAGGUCGCGUCAGGCUCCCGAGAACCGAGCCCGCCUAACGUCACCACUUCGGCUGACGCGCCGGCCGCGGCCGCCCCCGCUGCCGCUACCCCAACUCUCCAACUCCCUCUUCCGAACACCCACAACGCUGCGCCUAGUCGUGGUCAGUCAGUCAUCCCGCCGAAUCCUAGUUUGGCGACUAUCACCUCCCGCCGCCGCCAGGCUAUUACACGACGUCUGCGCCUGACAGACCACGAUAGCGACGAGGAACCGGGGUCGUCGGCGGACGAGGAGGAGCAGAUGUUGCGCUACAUUGACGAGUUCGGUGGCAACCCCGCCCACUUUCGCUCUCUCGUGGCCGAAGACCACAUCCGCGCCACCCAACUCCUGCGGGGACAGUUGUCUAACAAACGCGUGGCGUCCAGAAAGGCCCUCUCCUCGUUGCAGAGCGUGACCUUGGAAAGUCUCCCCGCAACGGAGCGAACAUGCGUCAUCUGCUACAACGACUUCGGUCAGACCAGCCCGGAGGGCGUUAUCGAAGCUCCGCUGCGCUUGCCGAGGUGCCAGCAUGUUUUUGGGGACCAUUGCAUUAAAAAAUGGUUCGAAGAGGCCGACAGUUGUCCCUACUGCCGUGACAAGGUGCCUUCGGAGCCCCCGCCUAUCCCCGGCGCCCGGGCUUUCCAUAACCUGAUCCGCAUGCGCAACCAUAUCCCCCCAGGAAACGCCCCUCCCGCAACUGACGAAUCAAUCUUCCGCAUGUUGGCACAGCACGAGCACCAGGACGCAGCUACUAUGGACGCUGCCAUGGACUUCACUAGGGCUCGUAUCCGAGCUCGGCAGGAGGGAAGCUCGGACAAUAUCACGCCUCGCCCCUCGCAACGGAGGUCCCCCCCUUCCGAAGCCGAGAGCCGGAGGAGAACGCGUGUUCGCCAUAGCAGCUUUCACCCCUCCCACCCGGCCACCAUGUUUACGGGCGGGCACCUUAGAGCGACGCCGUCUGGAUAUCCGGGCUCGAGUCGUGAACGUGUAAUGGCCCCUAACCAUCUACCCGGGCUCGGUUUGCGAGCAGAAUCGGAUCGGCAGCUGCUGACACGGUACAUGGAGAGACAGUCGUCGAUGCCGAGCGGCCAGCGCAUGUUCUACAACCCCGUCGAUCCCGGGCAUCCGUCCCACGCCGUUCCUCAGUCCGACCCGCCCAUGCCGAGUUUGACGCCGAGCUCCCCCAAUAACCCGACGCCCCCCGCAGCGCAUUUGCAAAUGCUUUCGGCGAAUAACCAGGCCUAUUAUCCUAACCUGGCCUUUGGUAACGCCCCGCAACCCCCGUUCUCCCACCAACUCCCCCCACUUAGCCAGCCGAGCUUCGAAAACGCGGCCGGCAAUAGCAGCGGGGCUCCCACCACUGCUAGCGGUGCGGAGAGCCAGAUGCAGUAG